CAACUGCAGCUCUGAGGAUCCUGCACACAGUAGGUGCUGAGGGCUGCUUAGUUAACAGGAAGGAACGGCCCUGCCCCUCACGGCUUGGGGCCUGUCGGUGACCCCUCCUCCACGCCGAUUGAUGGGGAAUCUACAGCAAAAGGCCCUGGUCCAGGCCAGCCCCUGCGUGCUGUGUGACUGGCUUCAGGACCCAAUGACAGGCUGAAGGACCUGACAAGGACCUUCAAGGACAAGGCUCCUGGCCUGGAGACCCCGCAAGCCAUCCAGGGGUGGCAGACCAAGAGUCGGCUCCUGCAGGAAAUGAUGUUCGUCUAUGCCUUGCUGCUCGCCAUGGGGUUGCCACUGGUGGAUGUGAAUAGAACCAUAGGACCUCCCCCCCAGGGGAGGGCGCGCUGGACCUAUAAUUUGACAUGCCAUUACUGUUGGACCAUAAACAACUUCAGAUGUACAGCCAUUAAAACAUGUCCCUAUGACGUCAGACGCUGUCUGAUCGUCUCGAUUCGUUUGAACUUUCGUGAACUACUCGUUUACAAGGACUGUACGUACAACUGCACAUUUUUAUAUCCAUCCCAAGUGCCUCCUGAAGCCCCAAGAGUAAUAAGAACCAAUAAUUUCUAUUUUGUUCGUUGUUGUGGUUCUAGGACUUGCAAUGAAGGAGGACCUACUAAUAUUGAGAGGGACAUCUUACCCGAUGAAGUAAUUGAGGAGGAGAUAGAAGGAACGGUGCGCUUGGGGGAGUCCAAAUUUUUCCUGAGCUUUGUUUCCAUCCUAGUCAGUAAUAUCCUGACAUGAGAAGCCCUCUUUGGAGGGUCUGAUCAUCUCCCUCCAUUUCUCAGAGCCAGUUCGCUCUCCUUUGCUCGCUUGUGAACCAGAGACACUGAUCCACGGGGUCCCCAGCUGGCCAGUUUCUCGUUUUUGGCUUAUUUCAAGAGAGAAAUAAAGAAUGUUAUGGUUUAGGUA
Molecule: messenger RNA, 960 nt
Organism: Diceros bicornis minor
Lineage: Eukaryota; Metazoa; Chordata; Mammalia; Perissodactyla; Rhinocerotidae
Product: glycosyl-phosphatidylinositol-anchored molecule-like protein
Exons: 4
Coding region: 301-792 (163 amino acids)
Source: RefSeq, a predicted model, not a curated record